AUGAUGUGGUAUCAGGAUGGGCGCCUGAUGAACCGCGAUGGCUCCCGCUUGGAACUGUACCGGACCGCCUUCGUGGGGGAGUUUGGCCUCGGUGCUGUGGAGAUUGGAGGGCAGCAUGACUUCCAAAUCAUCAAGGAAGGCGUCUUCGGCAUCCAUGUCGAGGUUCGAAACCCCACGGCCAACGUGUCCAUGAUGUACCCAAUCUAUAGUGGGAUGGCCUAUGUCUCCGCGCGUUACACGGGCGCCACCCCAAAGAUCACAACGGAGCGAAGCCGCUUCGGGGACGUUUUUGCCUUCAAUAACCUGGUGCAAAUCAGCAAAGGUGUUUGGAGCGUGUCAACAGGCUUCCAUCACCUGAGCCCGCAAUCAGCGCAGCUCCGAAUCUACCUGCUGGAUGCCGACUUGGGUUUUGUCGACGAUUCCUUCCAGUUGGAGCUGGGGUGCGAGCGGAGCUGCCUCCUGCUGAACCGGCCGCUGACCGGCUGGGUCCGCGCCGCCCGCGUCCUCGCGCCGCGGGACGUGGAGACACUGGACCUGCAUGCACCAGCCAUCCCAGUGGGUUGGGAUUUGCAAAUGGAAGACCAGGGCCACGUGCGGUACAAGUUUGAGGUGGCCGGAGGAAAUUCUUCUCUGCCAAAGCUGCUUCAUUGGGCUUAUGCCCAUCAUCAAAAGAUGCUGCAGCACGAGAAUACCACAAAGAUGGCGAAGGGUCUUUCUUCGAGUCAGGCGCCCACCAAGGGCCAUAUGGCUGGCGUCUUGGGCAACGAAUGGCUCUUGAAGGCUCAGUUCUUUAACGAGACCAACAAGCUAGACUUCUUGCCGGUGAUGCCGGCCCUUUCAGCGGAGCGGCAGGCCCGUUUGAUCGAAGAGACCAAGGCAACCCUGCAAGAGCUCAAACGGACGUGGCGGCAAUCCAUGUUCAAGUCUGACUUCUACUUCAGCGGGAAGGGUUUUCAGAAGGUCGGCAUGGUGUGCUUGUUAGCGGAGAAGCUUCUGUCCAGCCAAGAACUGGAGCUUUGCACUCGUUGGCUCGCACGUGGCUUCGAGUGCAUCCUCUACAAGUCGAAACACCCAGACGAUCGAAGUUCACGCUGCGCAGGGGCACCAGGCGGCUUGUUCUACGACAAGGAUUGGGGAGGCUUGCCUAGCAGAGUUGGCUACAAUCCAACCUGGCACUCAAAGCCAGUGUUGCACUGCAUGCUUGCGGAUUUUGGCAACUCCUGCUACAACGACCACCAUUACCAUUUUGGCUACUUCGUGGUCUCCGCCGCCAUCUUGGCCAAACUCAAGCCCUCCUGGACGAAGAACGCGGACUUUGUGAACUUCGUCGAUGGCCUCAUCAGGGACACCUCGAACCCCAGCAGCGAGGAUCCCUACUUCCCACGCUUCCGACACUUCGACUGGUUCGACCUUCACUCCUGGAGCCGUGGCUUGGCGCCCAACCCGGAGGGCAAAGAUGAGGAGUCCACCUCGGAAGAAAUGAACCUCCACUAUGGGAUUCACCUCUGGGGCAAGGAGACUGGACGGAGGUCUAUGCAGCAACUGGGUGCGACCAUGUUGGCCAUGGCCACCGCCACAGUGCAGGAGUUUUUCCUCAUGGCGGAAGGAAACCCUCACCAUCCAGCCGACUAUGCCCGGAAUCGUGCACCUGGGAUGCUUCUGCAAAACAAGGCGCACUAUGCCACCUAUUUUGGGAAGCACUUUGAGUACAUUCAUGGAAUUCAAAUGAUACCGCUCUCACCUGCCUUGACGCUGGCCCGGACACGGAAGUUCAACCAGCAGGAGUGGAGCGAGAUCUUGUGCAAUCUUCCGUUGUCCUCCACGGACAGCUGGACCUCAAUCCUGCUGACGGGCAAUCUGGCCAUGAUCGAUCCACAAGCAGCCUUCGACCGGCUCGAGGAGAUGCACCCGCAAAGCAUGGACGAUGGGCUGACCAAAGCCUAUGCGCUCUACUGGACCAGCGCGAAUAUCGAGGUGAAGCCCAAUGUCACAAAUGAGAGCUACUUCGAUGCCGUGCAGCUUAAGAUGCAGCGGCUGCAUAUGACCAUGAUGGGGCAUCGAUCCAGAGAGGCGAUCCGGAAGGACGAUGAUUCAUCGAACAACAUGCUGGCGCAAGAGCCCAUUGCUCUAGUUGAUUAUCGACAUCAUCGAAGCAAAGAAGAGCAGGUUGAACUGGGCCGCACCAGGGAAAGGCACUUCUUGGGCGGCGUCGGCGCGAGCAAAGGGGAGGACAUUCGGCUACACGGCAGGUGGAUGGAAUUGUCCACCCGGGCUGGUGAAGAUACCGCCUUCCUGAAGUCGGUGCUGGUGAAGAAAGACACCAAGCGCAUCUCUGAAUUCCAUAUGAACAGCAACUCAGCCUUCCAUCCUGGUGGCAACUUCCGAGUCAUUUGGGAUGUGAUCGGCCUUUGCUUUCUGUCCACCGAUGCCAUCAUGCUGCCCUUGACCUUGGCCUUUGAGAUGAACAUGAGCACCCCGCAUUUUGGAGGGACGUUGCUCACCUUGUUCUUUUGGUCGGGAUUCGUCUACUGGUGUUCGGACAUCAUCGUGAACUUCAACACGGCCGUCUAUUCCCAAGGACAGUUGAUCGAGUCACAUCGGGAGAUUGCGUAUCACUAUUUGAAGAGCUGGUUGCUCUUCGACAUGUCGCUCAUCAUCCUGGACAUUGUCAGUGUGAGUCAAACAUCAGGCGACAAUGUUGCAGGUGACCUUUCAAACUUGCGCGCUCUACGAGUGGUGCGGGCCCUGCGCCUGUUGCGCUUGCUGAAGGUCAGCAAGCUCAAGACCAUCAUUCAAGAAAUGGUGGCGUCCACAGGACGUUCGGGCAUUGUUUUCAUGCUAGCCAUCCUCAACACAGCGGUGCUGAUCAUCUUCAUGAUUCAUGUGAUGACUUGUGUGUGGUAUGGCAUCGGCCAAGCCUCCAUUGCAGAAGGCAAGAUCUCAUGGAUAGACAUAUCCAUGGCACAAGAGGAGGACGACUUUACCCAGUACAUGCAUUCCCUGCGCUAUGUGAUCAAUGCACCAUCGCCGCCCUUGGUUGCCCCAGACAACUUGCUUGAGCUGUCAAUGGACACCGCCGCGAACAUCUUGGGCUUGAUCGUUUUAGGUUCAGCGGUAUCGAAGAUCUCCCAGGCAUUAGCUGAGAUGCGUGCCAACAGUGAGGAAGAUGACCGCCAGAGGAGAGAGAUCCGCUUGUAUUUGAACAGCCAGAAUGCACCCUUCGAACUGGUCAGCCGAAUCAUGAAAUUUGUGGAUUACCGGCUGGAAAAGAUGUCCAACAACAGCUUCGACAGCUCCUUGAUCUCCAAGACUCUACAGACCGAGCUCUACGUCAAUCAGAGAAAUGCAUACCUGGUGCAGCUGCCCAUUUUCUCCUUAUCGCAAGCCGUCUAUCCCGACGUCUUUGCAGAAUUGUGCGCAUGUUUGUCCAAGGACGUGUUCGAAAAGUUUGAGACUGUCUAUAUGUUUGGCUCCUGGGCAAAGGGGAUGGUCAUGACACUCAGUGGUACCUUCAGCUAUGUGGAGCAAGAGGGCUCGCCACAAUCGAUUGAGGGCACAAACUGGUUUGAGGAAGCAAGCCUUUAUGUGGACGGCAUGUUGCACAACUCCACUUUGGCCACAAAGACCUUCGGAGAGACCUUUGUCCUCGACGGCGAGGACUUGGUGCAUUGCCUCGUGAAUUCCCCGGGCUGCACGCGCAUGUUCAUGGAAUAUGCCCGUGACUUUGUGGCCAACCUCACGCGUGGAGGAGGUGAUCCUUUCAUCCGUGACACGCAGAUGAAAGCUGGAGAGAAGGCCUGCCUGGCCAACCUUCACUACCAGGAGCUCUAUCAAGAUCCAAGGAAGAAGCUGGAAUACAUCAACACUGCGGCCUUGGUCAGAGGUGAGAUUCAAGCCAUUCCUCCCAGCUACGAGGACCUCACGCAGGUGAAGGUGAAGCGGCAGUCCAUCCUGGGAGCCGCUGUGGCUGCCACCGGAGUGGGCAAGAAGGACAGUCAGAGCUGGCUGCUUCGGCGCCAGGACUCCGCGAGCUCAGCCUUCGAAACGAUUCGGAGUCAGGCGUCCGUGUCGUCUGGUGCGCCGGAAGACUUUGGGCUGGCGCCCUUGGUCGAGGAAGUCAUGAAGGCCCGACAACCUCCGCCGGUGCGUGAGAAUCCUCCCGAUGACAUGGAAGGGAGCAGGCCCGUCAGCAAACAGACCAGCAACUGUCCCUCCAACGACGAGCAGCUCCCGCCACCCAAACGAGUCGUGAAAUUGAUCCCCGAGCUGGACAAGCGUGCUGGGCCCUACAUCAUUUUCGAUCAGGAUCCGGAACGUGGCAGAGCAGAGAGCAGCUGCAUCAGCCUCGUAGCUUUGCUCAUGAAGCACUACGAUAUUUUUACAGCACCACAGCCUGCGCGUGGAAAGCUGCUUCAUCGACAAUGGCAAGAGCUCCUGGACAUCGUUGAGUGGAUCUCACCCACCAAAGAGCAGGUGCAUGGCAUCGUCGUGCUGUUGGCCAUCCGUGGCAUCGUCAAGGCGAAGGCAGUCACAAGGCAGAUCCCGAAGCAGCACCGACGCCCUGAACGUGCAAUCACCUUCCUCAUGGAGUGCUGUCAGCAAGUGGUGCCAUCAGCAACCUUCUUGUCGACGGAGUCCAUGGAAAUUGUGAAGAGCUCUCUCGCAGUGCACGAAACCUUCAACCUCGCGCAGAUGCUCCAGGGCGAAAACGUGCCUGGCAGCGUGGUGAAGUUGAAGGAACUCAUUAGCGAAAACGGAGAACAGGCCUUGAAGAACUACAUGCUCUUUUUGCUGGGCUUCAUGAGCGGUGUGUCUGGUGGUGAGGGCUCCAGGUUCAUGAACGCCAAGAACGCCGAAGGAUUCAUCGCUGGGAUCAAGAUGCUUCAGCAGCUGACAACCUCGACACCGCGGGGCAUCUACUGGGGCUUCCUGGAUGCUCGCGCAGAAGCAUUGGAGAUCCCUCGAGAAACCGCGGAGGAUUUCGCCUUGGUGCGCCUCGCCUGCGUGGCGAGGGUUCAAGACUCCAACUCUUACGUGCAACUGCGGGCUGCCUGGGAUGGCCUGGGUAUUCGUGAGAGAGACCUGCUGAUGGACCACUUCUUAGCCGAUGGCAUUGAUCAAAGAGCCUUCGUCUUGGAGUUCUUGCCUGCAUGCGUCCAGAAUGCGCAGCAAAACAAGGUCAUCGGAUUGAGCCUGCUGCUGGAGGUGCUGGUGGAUAUUGUUUCCAACUUGCAGCCAGUUGUUGCGGCUGCAGCGCUGGGUGACGAAUUGAAAAUCGUGCCGUGCAACCUUUCAGAUCUAGCGGAAUUUGUGGCCGUGGCUCGCAAUCGCUUCAUCUUCCGGACCUGCAUCUCCCGAUCUCGGUUACGUGUCCAGCAAGAUCGAGUGACCCUGGAGAUGACGGGCGGCAACUGGGCAAGGCUCAAUGAGGUGGACAGCGACACCACGGCCUUGGCCAACACCAUGAAGGAGAUUUCUGAUCGACAGCGCGAGUUGGAGUCGCGGCUCCAACGAGACGAACGGCCGCAUAAGCUGCAGAGGGUCAUUUGCUGA
Molecule: messenger RNA, 5553 nt
Organism: Durusdinium trenchii
Lineage: Eukaryota; Dinophyceae; Suessiales; Symbiodiniaceae
Source: the annotation of a GenBank genome assembly